GCCUCGCGCGGCGGCGGGUGAGGAGCCUGAGGCGGCGGCGGGGGCGGCUCCGCGCGCAGUGGGCUCGGGGGCAAGGAAAUAUGGCAGCAAGGCGAAUUGCACAAGAGACUUUUGAUGCUGUAUUACAAGAAAAAGCUAAACGAUAUCAUGUGGACCCCACUGCUGAGACUGUAGGAGAAACUCUUCAGUUUAAAGCUCAAGAUCUCUUAAGGACAGUCCCAAGAUCCAGAGCGGAUAUGUAUGAUGAUGUUCACAGUGACAGCAGAUACUCCCUCAGUGGAUCUGUAGCUCACUCUCGAGAUGCUGGGAGAGAAGGCCUGAGAAGUGAUGUGUUUCCAGGACCCUCCUUCAGAUCAAGCAACCCUUCCAUUGGUGAUGACAACUACUUUCGGAAAGAAUGUGGUCGGGAUCUAGAAUUUGCCCAUGUUGACACCCGGGACCAGGUCUUUGGCCACCGGAAAUUGGGGCAUUUCCAUUCUCAAGACUGGAAAUUUGCACUCCGUGGCUCUUGGGAGCAAGACUUUGGCCGCCCAGUUUCCCAAGAAUCCUCCUGGUCACAAGAGUAUAGUUUUGGUCCUUCUGCUGUGUUGGGGGACUUGGCCUCCUCCAGGCUGAUCGAGAAAGAGUGUUUGGAAAAAGAGAGUCAAGAUUAUGAUGUGGACCAUCCAGGGGAGGCUGACUCUGUUUCCAGAAGCACUGGUCAAGUUCAGGCCAGAAGCCGAGCUCUAAACAUCAUUGAUCAGGAAGGCACCCUUCUAGGAAAGGGGGACACUCAGGGCCUGCUUACAGCAAAGGGUGGUGUUGGGAAACUUGUCACACUGAGAGGUGUGACCACAAAAAAAGUACCCGUUAUAAAUCGUAUUACUUCCAAAACUCAGGGCACUAACCAAAUCCAGAAAGCCACCCCAAGUCCUGAUGUGACCCUGGGGACAAACCUAAGGACAGAAGACAUCCAGUUCCCCACUCAGAAGAUCCCUUUGGGGCUUGAUCUAAAGAACAUUCGGUUCCCUAGAAGAAAGAUGAGCUUUGACGUUAUAGAUAAGUCUGAUGUGUUUUCAAGAUUUGGGAUAGAAAUAAUUAAAUGGGCAGGAUUCCAUACUAUAAAAGAUGAUGUUAAAUUUUCCCAACUUUUCCAGACUCUCUUUGAACUUGAAACUGAAACCUGUGCUAAAAUGCUUGCCUCAUUCAAAUGCUCCUUAAAACCAGAGCACAGAGAUUUUUGCUUUUUUACUAUCAAAUUUUUAAAGCACUCUGCUUUGAAAACACCCAGAGUUGAUAAUGAAUUUUUAAACAUGCUUUUAGACAAAGGUGCUGUGAAGACCAAAAAUUGCUUUUUUGAAAUCAUAAAGCCCUUUGACAAAUACAUAAUGAGGCUUCAAGACCGACUUCUGAAGAGUGUUACACCCUUGCUCAUGGCCUGCAAUGCCUAUGAGCUCAGUGUCAAGAUGAAGACCCUAACUAACCCUCUGGACUUGGCUAUUGCCCUAGAGACCACCAAUUCUCUCUGCCGGAAAUCUUUAGCCCUUUUGGGACAGACAUUCUCAUUGGCUUCUUCUUUCCGGCAAGAGAAAAUCUUAGAAGCUGUUGGCCUCCAAGAUAUAGCUCCCUCUCCUGCUUCCUUUCCAAACUUCGAGGACUCCACUUUGUUUGGGAGAGAGUAUAUAGACCAUCUGAAAGCAUGGCUGAUCACCAGUGGGUGUCCCUUACAGGUCAAGAAGACUGAAGCAGAGCCAGCACGAGAUGAGGAGAAAAUGAUUGCUCCUAUGAAACCAGAAAUUCAGGCCAGGGCUCCAAGUGGUCUGAAUGAUGCAGUUCCCCAGCGAGCAGAUCACAAGGUGGUGGACACCAUUGACCAGCUUGUCACACGCAUUGUGGAAGGCACCCUCUCUCCCAAAGACAGAUCUGUUCUCAAGGAAGACCCUGCUUACUGGUUUUUGUCUGAUGAAAAUAGUCUGGAAUAUAAGUAUUAUAAGCUGAAGUUAGCAGAGACCCAGCGGAUGAGCCAGACCUUGCAAGGAACCGACCGGAAGCCAACAUCUGCCGAGUGUGCAGUGCGGGCCAUGCUGUAUGCCCAGGCAGUACGGAACCUCAAAAAAAGACUGCUUCCCUGGCAGCGUCGGCGGAUCCUUCGUGCUCAGGGACUCCGGGGCUGGAAGGCAAGGAGAGCAACCACUGGGACCCAGACCCUCCUGUCGUCAGGCACCAGGCUAAAACAUCAUGGUCGGCAGGCUGCAGGCUCCUCACAGGCAAAGUCAUCCCUACCAGAUGGAAACAAUGCUACCAAGGACUGCCCACCAGACCCAGCCAGACACUCUCCUCAGGACCCCAGCCCAGAAGCUUCAGGCCCAUCCCCUAGACCAGUAGAAAUGGAUGUCUCUGAAACCCCUCACACCUCCUCUCCCAGCCCAUCUGCUGACGUUGACGUGAAGACCAUGGAGACUGCAGAGAAACUGGCCAGAUUUGUUGCUCAGGUGGGACCAGAGAUUGAGCAAUUCAGCAUAGAAAACAGCACCGAUAACCCUGACCUGUGGUUCCUACAUGACCAAAAUAGUUCUGCUUUCAAAUUCUACCGGAAGAAAGUGUUUGAACUGUGCCCAUCUAUUUGUUUUACAUCAUCACCCCUCAGCCUUCAGGCCAGCAUGGGUGGCGAGAGUGCAGACUCUCAGGAGAGCCCCUUAGACCAUGCGGAAAGGGAAGGAGAGUUAGAGGAUGAGCACCCUCAGCAGGAGGCUGAGCUGGAGAGCCCAGAGGUGAUGCCCGAGGAGGAAGAAGAAGAGGAGGAAGAGGAUGAGGAGGAUGAGGAGGAUGAAGGGGGAGAGGAGGCCCUUGCUCACAGAGCCUCCAGGCCGGGAGUAAGAGCUGACAAGUCUGAGGGCUCUGAGGGAAGCCCCCCUGCUGAUGGCCUCCCUGGCGAAGGUGCUGAGGAUGACCCAGCCGGAACUCCUGGCUUGUCACAGGCCACCUCCAGCACCUGCUUUCCGCGGAAGAGGAUCAGCAGCAAAUCACUGAAAGUUGGCAUGAUUCCAGCUCCCAAGAGGGUGUGUCUCAUACAGGAGCCACAAGUCCAUGAACCAGUUCGAAUUGCCUAUGAUAGGCCUCGAGGUCGUCCCAUGUCCAAAAAGAAGAAACCCAAAGACUUGGACUUCGCCCAGCAGAAGCUGACUGACAAGAAUCUGGGCUUUCAGAUGCUGCAAAAGAUGGGCUGGAAGGAGGGCCAUGGUCUGGGCUCCUGCGGGAAGGGCAUCCGGGAGCCCGUCAGCAUGGGAACUGCCUCAGAAGGGGAGGGCUUGGGUGCCGAAGGGCAGGAGCAUAAAGAAGACACAUUUGACGUGUUCCGUCAGAGAAUGAUGCAGAUGUACAGACACAAACGGGCCAACAAAUAGAUCAGAACCACUGAUGAGAAAGAUAAACCUUGAAGCCGCAAUUACUCUUAAACCAUCAUCCUGCCCUGGAUCUGCCUGGAGCCCAAGUACGGUGUGGUGUUUCCAGGGUCUCUUCCACGAGGACGACAGGCAUCCGGAAAGUGCUAACCUGCCACUUUGGGUGCUUACCGUCUCUGACUUGUUUCCAUCACUGGAAAUCCCAUAGACAAUGUUAGUGAUUUUGGUUCUUGGUAAAAUCUAGAAGAUGUUUGUGAUGUUACCAAAUGAAAGUUUUGUUUUUUAAGAACCUAAGAAGUUGUGAAUGUUGUCAAUCAUUUAGCAGUUGCAAUAAAUGUAGAGGAAACCCAGUUUCCUGUGAUCUCAA
This is a messenger RNA of Marmota flaviventris (yellow-bellied marmot), 3747 nucleotides long. The record is from RefSeq and is a predicted model, not a curated record. NCBI's taxonomy places the organism in Eukaryota, Metazoa, Chordata, Mammalia, Rodentia, Sciuridae.